Messenger RNA from Punctularia strigosozonata HHB-11173 SS5, 1688 nucleotides. RefSeq names its product aminopeptidase. The record is from RefSeq and is a predicted model, not a curated record. The transcript is spliced from 3 exons. Gene Ontology annotation, molecular function: metalloexopeptidase activity; aminopeptidase activity. Gene Ontology annotation, biological process: proteolysis. Lineage: Eukaryota; Fungi; Basidiomycota; Agaricomycetes; Corticiales; Punctulariaceae. The coding region runs from base 13 to 1563 and encodes 516 amino acids.
CUGAACGUCUCGAUGCCGGCGCAACGACGCUCCUUCACAAGGCUUUUGGCAUUCUGCCUUGCUUCGGCCGCGUUUGCACACGCGUUCGUGGUCCUGCAGCAACAGGCCCCUAUCUUGCUUGAGGACGCGUCGCGUGGCGCAGACACGCUGGCAUCCAAGGAGCUCGUUGACUCCACCGUUUUGCAGUCCACCAUCACCAAGGACAACCUCUUGAAACGCGCUCAGGAUCUCUACGAGAUCGCGAAGGUCUCCGUUGACGAAUGGCAGCAUCCCACUCGCGUCAUCGGCAGCGAAGGUCAUGCUCACACCUUGGAGUACAUCGCCCAGAGCCUGGAGAGCCUCGGAGACUACUACAACAUUUCCACCCAGUCCUUCCCUGCCGUGGUCGGCCAGGUCUUCGAGUCACGCCUCGUCCUUGCGAAUGGUGUGCCCGAUUCUGCACGAGCCAUGUCCAACACCCCGCCGACGCCCAAGAAGGAGCCUGUACUCGGGAAGCUUGCACUUGUCCAUGACACCGGAUGUGCCCCGCACGAUUAUCCUUCAGACGUUGCGGGUGCAAUCGCUUUCAUUCCUAGAGGGACUUGCUCAUUCGGGGACAAAUCCGCCCUUGCGGGGCUUGCGGGAGCGAAGGCCGCUGUCGUCUACAACACCGAGCCAGGAAAUAUCGCGGGAACGCUGGGUCGACCCUCCCCUAACCAUGUUCCGACUUUCGGCAUUUCCGCGGAGGACGCAGCGAGUUUUAUCGAACAGCUUGCACGCGGAGAGAAGAUCGACGCGUCAGCGUACAUCGACUCCUACGUGAGUGAGAUCAAGACGCAGAACGUCCUCGCGCAAACCACGGCCGGAGAUCCCGACAAUUGUGUCAUGCUCGGCGGACACAGCGACUCUGUCGGCGCGGGUCCGGGCAUCAACGAUGAUGGGUCCGGAUCCCUAACUCUGCUGGAGGUGGCCACUCAGCUUACCAACUAUACCGUCAACAAUUGCGUGCGCUUCGCAUGGUGGUCUGCCGAAGAAGAGGGCCUCCUUGGCUCGGACUACUAUGUCUCGGUGCUCGAAGAAGAGGAAAAGGCGAAGAUCAGGUUGUUCAUGGACUAUGACAUGUUGGCCUCUCCGAACCACGCGUAUCAGGUCUACAAUGCGACCAACGACGUCAACCCCCUAGGAUCCGAAGAGUUACGCGAUCUCUACGUUGAUUGGUAUACGGCCAACGGUCACAAUUUCACCUUCAUCCCCUUUGACGGGCGGAGCGACUAUGAUGCGUUCAUCAAGAACGGCAUCCCGGGUGGUGGCAUCGCGACCGGUGCGGAGGUGAUUAAGACGGAGGAGGAGGAAGAGAUGUUCGGAGGACAGGCAGGCAUCGCGUUUGAUCCGUGUUAUCACGAGCUGUGCGACGAUGUCAGCAACCUCAACCUCGAUGCAUGGGUGGUCAACGCCAAGUUGGUGGCUCACUCCGUGGCGACUUACGCACGCUCGUUGAAUGGUUUCCCUAAGGUGAAUCGGCAAGCGUUGGCUUCAGCGUCGCCCUAUGAACCAAGAUAUCAUGGCAGUAAAUUAGCAAUGUAAACUGGAUGGCAGGGUGGUUUAGUCAAGUAGAGCAGGUCAUUCUGGUAGAUUCUGCAACAUGAAUAGAUGCUGUGCUGGUACGCGGAGUCGCGAGUCGCACUUGCUCAGUACCGCUCAGCAUCGCG